AUGGAGCCAGACAUGUCAUGGGACGCGGAAAAUUUUGAGCCUAAACUGCCGACCACGUUGACAUCAUCAAACAAAUGGGAAGGCGAGGACGAGGAAGAGGUUGUCAAGGAAAGUUGGGAGGAUGAGGAAGAAGAAAAAAAAGAUGAGGAGAAAAAAGAGCUACCCCCACCGCCUGCGAAACCUAAAAAGAAAAUACUGGAUAAAAUUGCUGAAAAAGAGCGCUUAGAAAGAGAGAAAGCAGAGCGACUGGCCGCAGAGAAAGCAGAGGAGGCACUCACCCCUGAACAGAGACUUGCUGAGAAGCUUCGCCAGCAGAAAUUGCAAGAAGAAUCAGAUUUGAGGCUUGCUUUGGAAACAUUUGGUGUAUCUGAAACCGGUGGCGGCAGACUGGACAGUUUCCAUCCCACAAAUAAAGAGGAGUUUACAGAAUUUGCAGAGCUGCUCUGCAAGAAAAUCAAUAUAUACAAAAGCAAGGAAGAAUUUCCAGGAUUUGUUGAUGAGCUUGUCAAAACCAUCGUUGUUCAAAUGACAUCAGCCGACAUCAAGAGGAUAAAGAUGACUGUCGACAACCUAUACAUUGAGAAGCAAAAAGCUGAGAAGAAUGACAAGGCAAAGAAGGCAAACAAGGGCAAGGGCAAAGCUAAAUUAAAAGUCGAGGGCGAUAAUGCUCAUCUAAACCAAUACGACGCGUACGGCAACUUCGACGAUGAGUACGAUGAUUUUAUGUAG
Messenger RNA from Parnassius mnemosyne (clouded apollo), 729 nucleotides. The record is from the annotation of a GenBank genome assembly. Lineage: Eukaryota; Metazoa; Arthropoda; Insecta; Lepidoptera; Papilionidae.